AUGCCCUCCAUAAAGCUACAGCCACACUGCUCAAGUCAGGCAAAAGCCACUGCAACUACGUUAACACCGAAUAAUCCCCUCCCAACCCUCCUUCAAACACCCUCGGGCCUAGCCCUUCUCGAGCUUCAGGGAACAAUCAAUAUUCCCUCAGGGAACGAAGAGGAUGACAUAGACUACUCUACCUCUACGGAAAAUCCAGCUUCUACAUUCGAAACUCCGAUCGGAAAACUCAUGUUCCCAGAUUACUCGGUCCACAACCCAGACGACACAAAAUGGAUGAAGCGCGCAUACAUGUAUGUCGGCCGGUAUCAGCGAAUGACUGGGGAGGUCAAGAAGCUGCCGCGCCCAAUUGCUGUGCUACAGAAACGCCAGGAGUCGGAGGGUGAGGAACUGGAGGUGGUGGAUAUUGUGCGCUACAAGAUCUUCUUCAAGAGUCGACCGGAGCCCGUGACUAAUGUUUGA
Molecule: messenger RNA, 462 nt
Organism: Penicillium griseofulvum
Lineage: Eukaryota; Fungi; Ascomycota; Eurotiomycetes; Eurotiales; Aspergillaceae
Product: Ctf8 family protein
Exons: 1
Coding region: 1-462 (153 amino acids)
Biological process (GO): mitotic sister chromatid cohesion
Cellular component (GO): Ctf18 RFC-like complex
Source: RefSeq, a predicted model, not a curated record